This is a messenger RNA of Danio aesculapii, 1083 nucleotides long. It is a transcript of the gene and3, whose product is annotated as actinodin3. The record is from RefSeq and is a predicted model, not a curated record. The transcript is spliced from 5 exons. NCBI's taxonomy places the organism in Eukaryota, Metazoa, Chordata, Actinopteri, Cypriniformes, Danionidae. Bases 33 to 911 code for a protein of 292 amino acids.
UUGGAAACCUCAUAUCCGAACACAGACCAAGGAUGAGACAGGAGGUGAUAUCUCUGCUGUGCCUCUUUGUGGCUCUGCAGUGCUUGAUAAUUCUGCCAGUGUCGCAGGCCACAUCUCUUGCAAAAGUCUCCAAUGACCAAGCAUCUAAUGCAGCCGUCAACAUUGACUCUAAACAUGCCCAUGAGUUUCUGGCACAUGCACGUCGAAGGAGAUCUGUGGAUCCCAACUGGUAUCGCAAAAAUCCAGACUUUCAGUCCUACUAUCGUUACUAUAAUAGUAUUGGGCACACUGAAGGGCUUUAUGAGAUCGACAAAAUUAGAAUGCUUUACCAGCAAAUGCGUCAUCUGGAGCUCACCUAUGGCCCUGACGCAUCCAAAUACCAGAAUACCCUUGGUCUAAAGCCGACACCUCCACCCACAACCCAGCCUCCACCCCCUACUUUACCACCUGUCUCCAAGAUGAAUGUUAUAUACCUGUGUAAUUCAAAAGACCCCCAGUGCAAGCCACAUAUUGUCUACCUGCCUGCCGGUGGGGUGCCUGUACUUUGCGAUCCACGUUACCACCCAAACUGUAAACUAAGUCCUGCCCAGAAUUCUCCCUCGCCACCUGUAAUUGUCCCAGAACCAGUGACAACUGUCCCUCCUCCACCAACACAUAAAUCCACUCCACCACCACCUCCUCCUCCUCUAAUGGUUGUCAAAGGAAUGGAGUAUGACUGUGAUCCUUACUGGGACCCCGACUGCCUGAUCGAUAAUCCUCCCAGGCCAGUAAAGAUGGUUGAACCGUCAUCAGUGCUCCCAGAUGAGAAGGUGAAAAAGGAAAUUCCAGUCGAUUCAGUGCCAACCUAUGAUCCAUAUGACUUCAAUCAAGACCUGUAUGACCCCUUUCGCCAUGCUGCUCCAGCUCACUAAUUAAUUUAGAUGGAAAUAUGCAUUUUAAUAAAUCUCCUCUACAUUGAUGUUGUAAUAUAAAGUAAACAUUAAUUAAGCCAUGGCCUUAUUUAUAUUAUAUAGCUGAUGUAAGAUUUAUGGUCUCUAAUUGAAACAAACAUAGAGACAAGAAUAAAGAACAUGGGCACAGUUA